AAGCAGGCUUCAGUGAAACUGGCAGCACUGUGAAGCAGCUUAACUAAUAUUGGAACCAUGGAGCUCCACAUAUUCUACCUGCUGAUUACAGCUGCUGCUUUCACUGAUGGAUCAUCUAUGAAAGCCAAAAACCUCGCUCUCUAUGGAAAAGCCACACAGUCGGUCUUAGUUGUUAACCCCUAUGCUUCAUUCGGUCACGCCUACAAUGCUAUAGAUGGGAAUGCUGAUUCACACUAUGACCAUGGGUCAUGCACUGCCACUGAGUUACAAAAAAACCCCUGGUGGAGGGUGGACCUCCUGGACGAGUACACAGUGACCUCCGUUACCAUCACUAACAGAGCAGACUGCUGUCCAGAGAGGAUCAACGGAGCUGAGAUACACAUUGGAAACUCUUUACUCGACAGCGGAAACAGCAACCCAUGGGCUGGGGUGAUCUCUAGCAUCCCUGCAGGAAAAUCCAUCACCUUGAACUUUGAGAAAGGCAUCUCAGGUCGUUAUGUUAAUGUGGUCAUCCCCGGGGAUAACAAGGUCCUGACUCUCUGUGAGGUCGAGGUCUACGGCUAUCCCACUCCAGAUGGAGAGAAUGUAGCCCUCAAAGGACGAGCGACGCAGUCCAGCCUUCAUUAUUUUAAUUUUGCGUUCAGUGCUGUUGAUGGAAACCGGGAUGGUGUGUAUGAACAUGGCUCCUGCUCACACACUAGCAAUGACUUCAGUCCUUGGUGGAGGCUGGACCUGCUGAAACAACACAAAGUAUUUUCUGUCACUGUCACUAACUCCCAGAAUGCCUUUCCUGAGAGGCUGAGCGGGGCUGAAAUCCGAAUUGGAGACAGCUUGGACAACAACGGCAACAACAAUGCAAGGUGUGCAGUGAUCUCCUCCAUUGAUAAAAGCAACCCGACAAUGUCCUUUGAGUGCAAUGGGAUGGAGGGACGGUACAUCAACAUUGUGAUUCCAGGAAGGAGCGAGUUUCUCAUACUUUGUGAGGUGGAGGUGAAUGGAGCUCCUCUGAUCUGAGGACCCUUUAUGAUUACAGUGUGACCACCAAAUGGCCACAUCUUUAUCUGUGAGGGGACAGUGGGACAGGAUCAACAGGCUCACUGAUCAUUCCCCUUAACAAUUAAGGGUGAUGCUAUAUUUGGAUCUAAUUUCCAUUGUGUUUGGUCUUGUUUUGCAGUGUAUUUUGCAUGUGGGUUCAUUUAGUAGGUGAAAGUUAUUAUUCCUCUGUGCUGGUCUCUGAAUGUGGUCUUUCCUUUCAAAAGGAGAAGUUGUCCUAUUUUCUUUUGAAGCUUAUUUGCCUACAGGUUUCCAUGUGGCCUUUUUAAUUCUAAUAUUUUAAUUCCCAUUGCUUAAACUUACUGUAACAACUGACAGUAAAUUGGCCAUUCACUACUGUUAUUUUGAUUAUCAUGAAGAGUAAAUUCUGCUCUAUUGUGCAUAUCCUUUUGUUUUUCUGUUGCUUAUUAUUUCUCUCUUGGAGAAGGAAUAAAUUCUGUUGGCUCUACA
Pygocentrus nattereri (red-bellied piranha) is the source of this 1503-nucleotide messenger RNA. RefSeq names its product fucolectin-3-like. NCBI's taxonomy places the organism in Eukaryota, Metazoa, Chordata, Actinopteri, Characiformes, Serrasalmidae. Bases 58 to 1014 code for a protein of 318 amino acids. The transcript is spliced from 6 exons. The record is from RefSeq and is a predicted model, not a curated record.